This is a messenger RNA of Pediculus humanus corporis (human body louse), 1491 nucleotides long. RefSeq lists its product as uncharacterized. Gene Ontology annotation, biological process: cell division; negative regulation of BMP signaling pathway. The record is from RefSeq and is a predicted model, not a curated record. Gene Ontology annotation, cellular component: plasma membrane. Bases 1 to 1491 code for a protein of 496 amino acids. NCBI's taxonomy places the organism in Eukaryota, Metazoa, Arthropoda, Insecta, Psocodea, Pediculidae. The transcript has 7 exons.
AUGGCAAAAAACACAAGUAAUGUUGAUGUUAAACAAUUAAAUGAAUUGCUUACUGAAUUUGGGGAAAAUUACACAGAAGCUUACUUUAACAUUGAAAAGGCAACAAAAAUGGAUGAGGAGGGUAAAAUUGAUAAUGCAAAUCAAGCUCUUGCCAUUCCUAUUAAGGAACCAUCUAAACCGGAUUUUUCUUGGGAAAAAACCUUAGCAAUGCUUCAGAAAUUGAAAAAAACUAGGAAAGAAAUUACAUUAAGAAUUGAGACUCUAAAAUCAAAUACUGAAUUCACUCCAACUGAACUUCCUCCUUCAUACGAGGAUGCAGUAUCUGAUGCGAGUUUAAAACUUGAAAGAGUUGGAAUAAGUGAUAAUGGUAACAAUCCUGAUCUUCCUGGGUCAUCUAAAUCGGAUGAUCUAUACAUACCACCCUCUAUGGUGUAUGAUCCACUCUUGUUAGCUAAUCUUAACAUAAAUUUAGAAACAAAUUCCCAAAAUAAUGACUUGUUACAGUCAGAAAAUGAAAUAAAAAUUGCUGAAAAUGAAGAUAUUAUAUUCAGUUGCAAUAAUGUGCUAUUGUAUUUUAUUGCUCCUGAUGGAAGGGUUAGUUCGACAACAGAACCAAAUAAACUUAUAAUUGCCCGAAUUUACGAUGAAAAUUCAGAAGAAAGAACUUUCUUACAAGUGGGAUCCUUUGUAUAUCCUUUAAUACCUGGAGUGUCUCCCUGCACUAGGAGCAAAGAAGGAAUUUUUGUUUUGCCUGAUAUCAGUUCGAAUUUAAAAGGUGCAGCUGUUGGUAUUAUUGUACCUGAAGAACUUGAAGAUCAGUUUCAUGAAAUUUUUAAUUCUCUUUUAAAUGAAGUUAAAGUUUCUGGUCGCUCUAGUGCUUCGAUUAGUGGAACUUCUAAAUUAUUAAAGGGAGCAUCAUAUUUAGCUAGUAAUAUUAUAAGAGGAGCUGGAACGACUGCUAAAUACUUGGAUUCUUCCGUACCUAGAUUUAUGGAUAAUAUGAAUCCCUCCACUGCUCCGACUGAAAUCGAUCCUAACGUACAGAAAGCAGUAGAAAUGGCGAAAGUAGUUACGGGGAAAGCAGUGAACGUUACGGAAUAUUUAGCUACCAAAGUCGGAAUGGCGACAGCUGCGUUGGGAAGGUACCUGGGACCGCAUAUUCAAAAUCAAAGUUCUAAAUUACUAACUUCGGUUACAAACAUGUCCGAAUUAGAAGCUACUCAAACCGUCGAUUCUGCUUUAAAUACCGUUACAAAUGCUGUCGAAGGCGUAUCCAUUAUUUACGGGGGACUAGAAACAGCCGCCAAUAUUUUGGCGCGAAGUUUGUCAAACAAUACAGUAAAAAUAAUUGAAUACAAAGUUUUAAAACCGAAGGGAUUCGUUAAAGCAACUCUAAGAGGAGCGGGAAAUGCAUUACUCGAAGAAAGAAAAAAUGUAACAAAUCAAUCGGAUUCAAAUUUAAAUAAUAAUAAUAAUAAUAAAUCACAAUAA